CGGACCCGAGGUGUGCGCAAGGAGUGCCUGACUUGAUAUCUGAUUGGCUGUCUGGGAAAAUGAAAAGUACUUGUGGUCCAGGGCAGAGACAAACGAGAAGAUGGGGCGGGACUCCGUGUGGGAGGAGGCGGAGCCUGUGGGCUUUGGGCGCGAGCGGUCGAAAGGCAGUUGGUGAGGGUUCGGUUGCUUGGUCCUGUCCGGCGGUACCAGCUCAGUCCCAUGGCUGAUUCUGAGGAGUUUCGGGCUUCUUCGCCACCGCCGCCGCCUCCCUCGUCUCCGUCGUCAGGCGCCUCUUCGUCGUCCCUCAGCAUGCCAGUGAGUUUGGGCUGGCGGGGUCCGAGCCGGAGCCACGGUCCAACGGUGGACCCGCUGGAGCAAGUGGAGCUGCAGAUCGGAGACGCGGCGUUUUCAUUAACUAAACUCCUCGAAGCCACAUCUGCAGUAUCAGCUCAAGUGGAAGAACUUGCCCUGAAGUGUACAGAAAAUGCACGUUUCCUUAAAACGUGGCGAGACCUCCUGAAAGAAGGCUAUGACUCGCUGAAACCCGACAACUAGUGACUGGCACAGAAGAUGCUGGCAUGUGGACCGCAUGUGGGACUGCCCGACUCCAACAUUUAUACUGAGAAUGAAACUCUUCUUAGUACUCUUGCUCUGUGAAAGCAGAGUACUGGACUGCUCUUAUUUGCUUAUGCGAUUUCCCUGAUAUGACAGUGUUUGCCUUAAGUGCUUUCUGCCCUCUAAGCUUCUGUAGACUUCCUUCAUGAGAGCUAAUUCCAUCAGUAAGUAACUGUCAUACUAGAGAGAAGAUGACAAAAAUGCUUGAGUUGGGAGUUGACCCCGGUGUGUCUCCUGAGGCAGCGAUGAAGAUUUCAGGAGCAUGGUCCAGCC
Messenger RNA from Rattus rattus (black rat), 888 nucleotides. RefSeq names its product chromosome 3 C4orf46 homolog (gene C3H4orf46). The coding region runs from base 220 to 555 and encodes 111 amino acids. The record is from RefSeq and is a predicted model, not a curated record. NCBI's taxonomy places the organism in Eukaryota, Metazoa, Chordata, Mammalia, Rodentia, Muridae. The transcript has 2 exons.